Molecule: messenger RNA, 2142 nt
Organism: Penicillium paradoxum
Lineage: Eukaryota; Fungi; Ascomycota; Eurotiomycetes; Eurotiales; Aspergillaceae
Gene: rok1
Product: RNA-dependent ATPase ROK1
Exons: 1
Coding region: 1-2142 (713 amino acids)
Biological process (GO): maturation of SSU-rRNA
Cellular component (GO): 90S preribosome
Molecular function (GO): nucleic acid binding; ATP binding; RNA helicase activity
Source: RefSeq, a predicted model, not a curated record
AUGGAUGCCUUCAGAUUGUUGACCCGGUCGUCUAAAUUAAAGCCCGCCUCGGCUUCAGACUCUCGUCUGCCGUCAACUGGGAAGGCAGCCAAUCCGCAGCUUUUCCGGACUGCGGAGACCGACCAGCUCGAGUCUGCCAAGCAUGGCAAAAAAAGAAAGAGAGCCGUUGCCGCCCAACAGGAUGAAGAAGAUGUCCCUGAUCUCGACUUUUUCAGUUCCAACAAGCGCUCUGCAGCAAGUGCGGCGGAAACCGCGGUUGUGACCGAAGGCGACGAUGAGGAAGCCCCUGCAGAUGCUGAAUCAGAUGAUGAUUCCAUGGACGAAGUGCAGCGUCGCACAAUCUUGAACUCACAUAUGAUCAAGGUCACAGAUAUGCGCGACCUGGAAGAGAUCCAGGCACAAUCUACCACUACCAAGGAAUCUAAAAAGAAGAAGUCAAAGACAGCAGAGGCGCCUGUUCUUAGUAAGAAAGAGCAAAAGCGUGCCAGACGCUUGUUCCCGCAGCCUCUGCUCAACUUCAAGGAGCUUCGGUCUAAAUACAAGAUCUCCUCGCGACUUGCAGAGAACGUUGCGGAUCAAGGCUUUACAGUACCUACAGAGGUUCAACUUGGAACACUUCCCUUGCUCCUUGAAGAGACUUCUGAGCCAGAUCUCUUGGUUGUUGCUCCCACCGGCAGUGGCAAGACUCUGUCUUUCUUGAUUCCCGUGAUCAACAAAAUUGUUCGACACCACCACUCAAAGCCAGACGAGCACGGCAUCUUAUCUGUCGUUGUAGCCCCUACCAAGGAGCUUGCAAGCCAGAUCGUCAAUGAAGGCCGCAAGUUAGUGGCUGGAACUGGUGUUAAGAUCACUUUGAUGAGAAAGGGUAUGCGCGUUGGAGAUGAUGGUGAAGCCAAUGUCCUUGAUGAGGACAGUGAAGCGUCAUCUGGGUCGGAAGACGAAGAUGCCAACAGCAAGCCAGCAAAGGAGCGAGCCAGCAUUCCCGUCACUAAAAGUGAUAUUCUUGUCACUACACCCCUGAUGUUGGUUAAUGCUUUGUCUGCGAACCGCACAACUACUAUGGCAACGUUACCUCUAGUGCGCAGUUUGGUUCUGGACGAAGCUGAUGUCCUCCUGGAUCCCUUGUUCCGGGAACAGACGCUUGACAUUUGGAAAUCAUGCUCACACCCUGACUUGCGUGUUGGGCUCUGGUCAGCCACUAUGGGGUCUAACAUCGAGGACCUCACUAAGUCGACCAUCAAAGAGCGACUGGAAGACCUUGGACAAAAGCCAAGCGAGCCACAUGCACUGCUUCGUCUAGUUGUGGGGUUGAAAGACUCUGCAAUUCCCAACAUUGAGCACAAACUUGUGUACGCAGCAACAGAGCAGGGUAAGCUGCUUGGACUUCGCCAACUUCUUCGCCCCGCUGCAGCCUCAGCAUCAGACAUCCGCCUUCGCCCCCCCUUCCUCAUUUUCACACAGACCAUCCCCCGUGCGGUGGCCCUGCACUCCGAACUCAAAUAUGAUAUCCCCGCUGAAGCAGGCGGAUCAUCACGUAUUGCCGUUCUCCACUCCGAUCUCUCUGACGACCAGCGAUCCGAAAUCAUGCGCGAUUUCCGCAAAGGCGAGAUCUGGAUCCUGGUUACAACCGACCUGCUAGCUCGCGGUGUCGACUUCCGCGGCAUCAACGGCGUCGUCAACUAUGAUAUCCCCAACUCAGCAGCCGUGUACGUCCACCGCGUGGGACGAACCGGUCGUGCUGGUCGCGAGGGCGGUAUCGCUGUUACCUACUACACCAAGGAAGACAUUCCCUAUGUCAAGAGCAUUGCCAACAUCAUCGACGUCAGCGAGAAGCUGCGUGGAAAAGAAGGCGACAAGUCCAUCCAGAAAUGGCUGCUCGAUGCUCUGCCAAAUUUGAGCAAAAACAGCAAGAAAGACAUGAAGAAGUACGGUGUCAAGGCGCGCCAGACCCCGAGACUGAAUGAUAAGGAAGAGGACGGCAAGGGUGCUCGUGGUAUGAGGAUUAGCACCAAGAGUGGCUUCGAGCGCCGCCUGGAAAAUAACAAAAGGGGUGCUAUUGCAGCCAGCCGCAUCAGGAAGGCAGCUGCGGCAGCUGAAGGCAAUACUAGCGAUGCUGGUAGCUGGGCUGGAUUGGAUGAUUAA